UUUUGUAUAUAUUGUAAGGUUUUGGAAGAAGCAAAGAAGCACAAGUCCUCCAUUGACACGUCUCAGUUCAAGCUUCAGAAACCUAUAUCGAAAGACGAUUUGAUCCGGACCACUCUUCACAACAAGAACAAGAACAAGAAGCGUUGGUUAUGGUGCAAGAACGCUUUGUUCUUCUUCAAGUGUCGGAAAUGGCCAAUCUCACGAUGCUCCGGUGGAGACAACAAUAAUGAGUUUGAUGAUCGUACCAGCGACGACGUUCACAUUGCUAGAGCUAGGAACUUUAGAGCCGGUUCGAUAUCUGGUCCGGUUUACGUGACGGAGAGCUGGAGCGGUUCGAGCACACCGUACCGAACGAUGACUACGACGUCGGCGGUUCAUCAGUAUUUGAGUCUACGGGAGCUUAAUAUGGAGCGGCAACAGAGGAUCACUACCUCUUCUUCAUCUUCUAUGUCCGGUCCUAUUUACUUGGUCACGUGAUUAUACAUCAAUUUGCAGAAUUAUCCUUUUAUUAAUUUUUUUAUUGGAUAAGAAAAAAGAGAAUUAAUAAGAUUUGUUUUUUGGGAGGUGUGGUUAUAGUUUAUUUGCAAGAAAAAGCUUGGAUUUGGUUUGUGGGCCUAACGGGCCCAAUUGUUUUAUAGGUUACAUAAGAGUGUGACUACGCAACUUUUUUUCGACGCAAUAUGAUUGAAAAAGUUCUCUU
Camelina sativa (false flax) is the source of this 700-nucleotide messenger RNA. Lineage: Eukaryota; Viridiplantae; Streptophyta; Magnoliopsida; Brassicales; Brassicaceae. The record is from RefSeq and is a predicted model, not a curated record.